Messenger RNA from Exophiala spinifera, 1041 nucleotides. RefSeq lists its product as uncharacterized. The record is from RefSeq and is a predicted model, not a curated record. The transcript is spliced from 2 exons. Gene Ontology annotation, molecular function: oxidoreductase activity, acting on NAD(P)H. Lineage: Eukaryota; Fungi; Ascomycota; Eurotiomycetes; Chaetothyriales; Herpotrichiellaceae. The coding region runs from base 1 to 1041 and encodes 346 amino acids.
AUGAAAGCCGUCGUGUAUCGUGGGAAAAAGGCCGUCGUCGAGGACCGACCAGUCCCGAAGCUUCGUGACGACUACCUUCUCAUCAAAGUCAACGCUGUGGCGCUGAACCCGACCGACUGGAAACAUGUCGAGAACCAGAUGCCUGCCGAGGGCGGCAUCAUCGGCUGCGAUUUCUCCGGCACGGUCGAGGAGGUCGGCUCCGCCGUGACCAAGCCGUGGUCCAAGGGCGACAAGAUCAUGGGCGUCGCGCACGGCGGCAACUACGUGCAGCCCGAGGACGGCGCCUUUGCCGAAUACAUCGUGGCCAAGGGCGACGUGCAGAUGAAGAAGCCGGAUCGCUUGACCUUUGAGCAGGCCGCCACCGUGCCUCUGGGUUCCGUCACCGUCGGCCAAGGUCUGUAUCAAAAGGCGCUGGAGCUCAACCUGCCCACCGACCCGGUCAAGACCAAGGAGUACGUCCUGAUCUACGGAGGCAGCACCGCGACAGGAUCGCUGGGUAUUCAAUACGCCAAAUUGUCCGGCUACGACGUAAUAACAACCUGCUCGCCACGCAACUUCGACUACGUCAAGUCCCUCGGCGCGGUCGAGGCGUUCGACUACAACGACCCGGACGCGCCCAAGAAGAUCCGCGAGUUCACCGGCAACAAGCUGCGAUACGCCUGGGACACGGUGGCCGAGGGCAAGUCUCCUCAGUUCUGCGCCGACGCCCUCAGCGACUCGCUGUCCCAGGUCGGGUCGUGCGCGUACGGGGCCACGCUGCCCGUCAAGUUCCCGCGCGACGACGUCAAGGCCACCAGCACGCUCAUGUACUCCAUCUUCGGAGAGGCCUUUGACUUCGCCGGCACCAAGAUCCCCGCGCUGCCGGAAGACUUUGAGUUCGCCAAAAAAUUCACCUCCAUCACCGAGAAGCUGCUGGCCGAGGGGAAGCUGAAGACCCACGCCGAAGAGGUGCGCGGCGGCGGAUUGGACGCCGUGCCGCAGGGCCUGGAGGACCUCAAGGCUGGGAAGGUCAGUGGGAAAAAGUUGGUUUAUAAGAUCUAA